AGCGCGGCCGCCCCCCACUACCCCCGGUCCUGCUGCCCCAUGUGGCUGCGGGGCCGCCGCGGCGUCUCCCACUAUGGCCCGGAAAACAGUUAGCAGGAAGCGGAAAGCUCCCGCAGCGCCGGGGACCGGGAGCGGGACCCAGGGCCAGCAGUUUGGCUGGGAUCAUUCACUAAACAAAAGGAAAAGGCUCCCUCCAGUGAAGAGGUCCUUGGUCUACUACCUGAAAGGCAGAGAAGUCAGGUUGCAGAAUGAGUCCAGUUACUACCGAGUGUUGCAUGGUUAUGCAGCACAGCACCUUCCCAGUCUCCUGAAGGAGAGAGAGUUUCACCUUGGGACCCUUAACAAAGUGUUUGCAUCUCAGUGGCUGAAUCACCGGCAAGUGGUGUGUGGCACAAAAUGCAACACGUUGUUUGUGGUCGAUGUCCAGACAGGCCAGAUCACCAAGAUUCCCAUUUUGAAAGAUCGAGAGCCUGGAGUGGUGACCCAGCAGGGCUGUGGUAUCCAUGCCAUCGAGCUGAACCCCUCAAGAACACUACUGGCCACUGGAGGAGACAACCCCAACAGCCUUGCAAUCUAUCGGUUACCUACAUUAGAUCCUGUGUGUGUGGGAGAUGAUGGACACAAGGACUGGAUAUUCUCUAUUGCAUGGAUCAGUGAUACCAUGGCAGUUUCUGGCUCACGGGAUGGUUCCAUGGGGCUUUGGGAGGUAACGGAGGAUGUGUUAACCAAAAGUGAUGCCCGGCACAAUGUAUCCCGGGUCCCUGUGUAUGCUCAUAUCACACAUAGGGCCCUAAAAGACAUCCCUAAGGAGAAUACUAAUCCUGACAACUGCAAGGUCCGGGCUCUGGCCUUCAACAAUAAAAACAAAGAGCUUGGAGCAGUGUCCCUUGAUGGCUACUUUCAUCUCUGGAAAGCAGAGCAUGCACUGUCCAAGCUCCUCUCCAUCAAGCUGCCAUAUUGUCGUGAGAAUGUGUGUCUAGCCUAUGGCCAUGAGUGGUCUGUGUAUGCAGUGGGCUCCCAAGCUCAUGUCUCCUUCUUGGACCCACGACAACCAUCACACAAUGUCAAAUCAGUCUGCUCCAGGGAACGAGGCAGUGGCAUCCGUUCGGUGAGCUUCUACGAGCACAUCAUCACUGUGGGCACAGGGCAGGGCUCCCUGUUGUUUUACGACAUCCGGGCCCAGAGGUUUCUAGAAGAGAAGCACUUAUCCUGCUAUGGGUCCAAGCCCAAGCUCGCAGGGGAAAAUCUGAAGCUGACCACGGGCAAAGGCUGGCUGAAUCAUGAUGAAACUUGGAGGAAUUAUUUUUCAGACAUUGAUUUCUUCCCCAAUGCUGUUUACACCCACUGCUACGACUCGUCUGGAACGAAACUCUUUGUGGCAGGAGGUCCCCUCCCUUCAGGGCUCCAUGGGAACUAUGCCGGGCUCUGGAGCUAAUGAAUAACUCUUCUGAAAUGCAGAGAUUUACACUAACUUCCAUCUUCAGUUUCCUUGUUUCUUCUUUUCAUUUUUCAAUUGUGUGAUGCCCUGGUCUUAUUGGAACACCAGAAUUUGCUUUUGGCUCGGGCAUUUGACACAUGCUCCGUACGUUGGUCUAAAGUGGCUUUUUCUUUUUUCCCCCCCUUUGGCAAUCAGAAUUUUGCUUUAAUACUUUUUUUUUGGCUUUUUAUUUGCUUCUUACACAAAGGAUUUUUUGUUAAUCCCAUAUUGUAUUUCCUUUUUAAGUGACACACACUUUCCCCUAUUUGGCUUCUGCUUUAGGCUGACACAGUCAUACUCAUCCCUACUUUGCUGUUGUGAGGUAGGAUUCCUUUAUACUUAUGUGGUUGCUGUCAGACUUUCUGUGAAAGUUUGGGGGCUGUGUGUGUGUGUGUGUGCACAUGUGUGUGAAUGUGUGUGUGUAUAUGAGUGUGUGUAUGAGUGUGUGUGUGUACGCACAGGUACUAUGUGUGUCAUUGAAAUUACAUGGAGUGAGGAUUACUUGUAAUUAAAAUAUUUAUAAAAGAAACUACUUUAUCCACAGAGUCCAGCUUUGGGACUGGUUUUAUCUUAUUUUUUAAAAUACAAGUCUAAUGACACUGUAUAUGAAAAAAACAGAAAAACAGAAAAAAAAACCCACCACCCAGAAAAACCAUUGAGGAAGAUUGCAGGUAUCCCCAGGGGCCCUAUGUCAAGGUCCCUUUCCUGAGGUUCCUCCACCCGUAGGGCUUACAGAGUCUAAAGGGGGGGAGGGGAAUGCUCCUUGUCCCAUCCCUUCCCCCCCAGUGGCUCCCUGAGGAGAUGGCUUUUGCUAAUGAGUCACUUCCCAUUCCCCUGGCCUGCUCUUGCUUUUCUUGAAUGUCAGGACCUCUAAUAGAGCUUUUAGAAAAGGGGUAGAAGUUCAAGCACUGGAUUAUGCUAGAUUUCCCUACCUUCCCUUUGCUUUCCUCCUCCCCCCUCUAAAAAAAGAAAAACAAAAAACAAACAAUCUUAACAACUCUAAAUUGGGGCCCUGCAGCCAGCCAGAGGAACCUUGAGUCUCCUUUAGCUUUGAAGGAAACUCCUUGUUCCUUUUUCCUUCCCUCUUCUGAUUUCCCUGAUGGGUUUUGUUUUUGGUUUUAUUUUGUUUUCUCUUCCCUACAGAAGCAAGUUUGGUCAGGGGCUGGGGGCUGAGUAUCUGUGUGUAGUGUGUACCAAGUGUGUUUAAUAUAUUAGUCUCUUGUUGUGGUGGGGAGGGUAUGUUGGCCCCAGAGUUCCAUGGCUGAGGUCUCAGUCACUUUAGUGCUCCUCAACCCUGUCUGGGACAGUAGGGCAGGCCAGCAGUGUUGUGCAUGUAACAGCAUUGAUGUAAUUAGUAAAUAGGAAUAUUCUUCCUAUACCACUCCUCCACCUUAAUAAUUUGUAUGUUUGAGCUCCAAGUUUUUUUAAUGUAGCAGUGACAAAUUUACCAUAUAGUUCUAUUGUUCCCUGCUCUUACACUCAUCAUGUUGUAAACAGUGGCUAUUCCCUUGAUUUGAUGAUUUCCUUUUUUCCUUUGAGCACUUCCUCCAAUUAGCUGCCAGAAGCCCUUCCCUGGGAAGAAGAGCUAUCAUCUUCCUUUUCUCCCUGAGUCAUCCAAGUUGAUGAGGGGGCAUUGUAGAGAUGCUCUAUGCCCAGGGAACUUGGAAGAUGAAGUUAUUUCCUUAAAAGUCUGCACUGACUUCAUGACAUGACAGAAACAUCAUUGGUUGUGGAAUUCUCCCUUUCUAACCUAGAGAAAUAGGUGCUAUCAACAGGGAAUUAAGCAAAAUGCUAGAUGCUACAAAUCUUUUAACUGUCUUAAUUUUUUCCCUCCUAGUAUUAAACUACAGGCUGUAGAUUAAUUAGUUCUCAAAGAACUUCUAUCACUUUAAAGGAAAAAAAUACUUGUAACAAAAAAAAGAAAAAAAGAUCAAGUACGGUAUUUUGUACUGUUGCCUGACCCUCUUCUGUGAUGGGUAAUGCAUUUGAUUGUUUGGGAUUCUCUGUUUUUAAAAAUGUAGCACUUGACUUUUGCCAAGAAAAAAAAAUAAAUAUUAUUCCAGUGCAA
Molecule: messenger RNA, 3545 nt
Organism: Gracilinanus agilis (Agile Gracile Mouse Opossum)
Lineage: Eukaryota; Metazoa; Chordata; Mammalia; Didelphimorphia; Didelphidae
Gene: DCAF12
Product: DDB1 and CUL4 associated factor 12
Exons: 9
Coding region: 74-1435 (453 amino acids)
Cellular component (GO): Cul4-RING E3 ubiquitin ligase complex
Molecular function (GO): protein binding
Source: RefSeq, a predicted model, not a curated record